AGAUGAUAUUCCUGUCCAAAAAAUAACAUAUUACAAGUUGCUGGUCAUAUUAUUCGCCCUCAUAAUUCUGGUAUGAUCUGGUGACCUCCAGGUCGGUUGACUGUGACUAGAAGUCAGGACGCCAUAGAAGAAACGGAGCUAAUAACCAUUUUAUCCAACCCUACACCUUCUACACCUCAAGCUAGAAGGGUAGCAGGCAAAGUUAUGGCGACCAAUAAACAUUAGAAGAAAAAAGUUUAAUGAUCAUAGAUGGAUGGUCCUUAACUUUUUGUUGUAUACCUAUGUAGAAUAAUAUAAUUAUGGGGAUCAUAAUAAUCACAUAUAACACAUAUAUAAUUAAUUAUAAGGUAGAUUUAUUAAGUUACUAAAUAAAGUGUAGUAGACCUUGUACAGAACGCAAGACUUUCUAUUUACAGCUGUUAUAGACAGGGGCGACAGGAAGCCAUUAUUGUGUCUGCUUAAGAUAGGUUUAUUGAAAAGGAUUCCAAUUAUAUUCACAGAUAGAGAAGGCCUGCCGAGGUCAGGACGCCCGAACUUUGAUGGGGCAAGGGGUCGCGUUCCUAGGGGGUUUAUCGUGUCCUCUAAACGGAUCCAGAACCACGCCUUGGGACGACACGUUACAGCUUGCAUGUAAAAAGCCGUCACAGGGGUGAUAUCCGGAUUUGCUUAUAACCAAGGGAAUUUUGAAGACGCGUUGGACAUUUCACGUUACUCGUCAGGGGGAAACUCUGCUGGUCUACUCAAUUAUCUCUAUCUACAUAUAUUCAACAUUGUGUUUCACACGAAUUGUACUCAUCUCAAUUAUCAAUAAUUCGAUAAUGGCAGCAUGUAAGUCACUACACUUAAAAGUCACUUGUAAGAAUAAUAUUUUAUUCCCAUAAUUACAGCUGGUACUCACACUUGUAAAGGGAGUGGCAAAGACAUAUUUUUAUAAAUUACAGUGUUAUGUGGAGUUUGCUUUUUUUCGAUACUUUUACACUGCAUUCUAGAAUUCACAUACAUUAAACUGGAGUGAUCUGACUUUUUCAUCUGUGAAGUAAGGUGAGGUUAUGUGUUGAUACAGAUUCGUGAAACUUAUUUUUAAAAUGUCUUUUGGAAUAAAAUCAGAAUGCUUCAAGUGCCUAAAAAACUUAAUGUUGUUUGUGAAAAUUACUGUCAUGUUGUGAUUUUACUCAGUUCUGCCAUUGGAUUCUAAGGCAGUGCACUAAAAAGAUAACAGUGAACUUCCUCAUUUCCAUUUAACUGCAUUGCCACGCCAGUCACCUCAGAAGGAAACGGUAGAUAAUAAUUUGUAAAAAUUAAUCUUCCUUUUGUGUUUUAUGGCACCAAGAGAAUGGACUAGUGAAUCGUGCAUCCACUAGUACUGUAGGUGGGCAAGUUGCAGAUAAUCAUUCUGGUGAACCAGAAUGGCCAGUAGAGGAAGAAGAAGAAUUGAAAUAUUUAGCAAAACAUGUCAUAAAACUUUUUGUGCCUGUCGCUAUGCAUGUUGGUUGUUGUGGUGACCAUCAGCUCUGUCACCUUCUAUACCACCAAAGAUAUUUACCUUGUGUAUACCCCAUUCCAUGAAGACAGUCCUGACACUAGCACAAAAGUGUGGAAUGCUGUAGCCAAUUCACUUAUUUUGAUGGCUGUGAUUGUUGUGAUGACAGUUCUGCUUAUAGUUCUUUACAAGUACCGCUGCUACAAGCAACAUACAUGUACAGUUAUGUAAGCAUUGCUGGUGAUGAUGAACAAGAAUCUGCUAGUCAUACCACUUGUGCUGCUGCUACCUCUAAUACUACUACUGCUGGAUGCUCCUGCCUUCCCCAUCCCUGAUGCGGACGCAGAUUCAGAAAGCGGGUUCUCUCGUGAAUGGGUUUCAAACCACGAGGCAAAUGCAGCCCGCAGGCAAGGGGAAGUUAGGGAAGCAUCUAGUGGACAUGUCUCAGAUUACAGAACAUUCCCACAGCAGCAAGGACAUGAACAACAGGUGGAAGUGGAAGAACGUGUGAUUCAAUUCUGCUCAAGGCCUCAGAUAAUGUGGCGUGAAACUUGGUCUAGGAGACUUCAUUUUCUGGUUGGCAAGGCAUCAUCCUAUGGUGACUGGAAUACCACUCUCUCCUGCUUUGUUACCAUCCUUAUUGGCCUGUGCCUCACAUUGCUGUUAAUAGACAUUUUUAAGAAAGCGUUACCAGCACUUCCCAUUUCUAUCACAUUCGGGCUCAUCUUCUACUUUGCAACUAGGGAGAUUGUCAAGCUAUUUGCAGACAAGUGUUUAUCUAGCAGGUUGAUUUUCAUAAAUUAUAUUGAAGUUGUGCAUCAUAUUUAUUGUCAUGCAAUUACAAUUAUUUAUAUUCUGAUUAUAUUUAACAGCAUAUUACAGCAAUGGUGAAACAUGGAUGGAUCAUGUUGUCUCUUUUCCAUGUAUAUAAGACCACUGUGUUACUUUGUCUACCCCUGAAUGGAUGAUGGCUUGGUUCCUGUGGCAAAAAUAACAACUGGACAAUUGUUAAAGUGAUAUAGUUAUAGCAGAAUGACCCAUAAGAUCACAGUUUAUUCUGAAAUAAUUGUGUAACCCUCAAAUCCUAAUGGUAGAUAGUUAAUACAUUGAAAGUCUCCCAUGAUUAACAACCCAAUUUGUUAUUUUGAAUUAAACAUUCGGUUCUUAUAAAAAAUUAAAGGACACAAAUUCAAAUCAAUUCAUUUAUUUAAGUGCUCAACAAUGGCCAAGCACUAAACCAGA
Zootermopsis nevadensis is the source of this 2722-nucleotide messenger RNA. The record is from RefSeq and is a predicted model, not a curated record. Lineage: Eukaryota; Metazoa; Arthropoda; Insecta; Blattodea; Termopsidae.